Cetraspora pellucida is the source of this 1218-nucleotide messenger RNA. The record is from the annotation of a GenBank genome assembly. NCBI's taxonomy places the organism in Eukaryota, Fungi, Glomeromycota, Glomeromycetes, Diversisporales, Gigasporaceae.
AUGUAUACUCACCGUGACCUUCAACAGUCACCUCAACCCUCCCAAGUAAAAUGUCGACACUUUCUCCGUUUUUUUGAUAACCAAAGAUGGCGUAAGACAUGUACAAUUAACGGUUGGACGAGCGGUCUUAAGGAUCUCGAUAAGCUAAUUCAAAAAACUCAACGUAAAGCCACUAAGUGGACUGAUAAUUACUUAGAGUGGAUUGAUUUUGAUCAAUUUGAAGAUAUUAAAGAGAUCGGUGAAGGCGCAUAUAGUGUGGUUUAUGAGGCUAUUUGGUUGAAUGGUCGAAGAUGCAAAAGAAAAAAGGGUGACAAGGGAAGACGAUGUACAAGAACUGAACCUAUUAAAGUUGUAUUAAAGAAUAUUAAGGAUUCUAAAAACAUGUCAAGUUAUUAUCUUAAGAAUUUAAAAGAAUACUAUCGAUACAGUGCAUUAAUAUGUCCGCAACGAAUUCAAAAUUAUUUAGAAUUUUAUGGCAUAACGCAAAACCCAACUUCUGGAGAAUAUAUGCUAGUAAUCCAACAUGCAACUUUUGGGAGCUUACGUCAAUUCAUGCAUUCUACUCCCUCCACCUUCGCUUCCUUCAAAUGGAUCGAAAAACUUUGGUGGUUAUGUGAUAUCGUUUCUAAUCUCACUGUAAUUCACAAAUCGCGCUAUAUUCAUGGAAAUUUACAUACUGGUAAUAUACUCCAGCUCGGUGUGGACGAACGAGAGACUUAUUCUACAAUCGCAGAUUUAGGAUUGUGCAUACCAGCUAAUAGUAUUUCAUCAGUAGCCACAUGUGAGAAAUCGUUAAAAGGUAAUAAUUUAGUGUAUGGUGUGUUACCAUUCAUUGCUCCAGAAGCUUUUCUAGGAAAUCCUAUUAGGAAAAGACCACAGAUUCCAAGCGCACUUGCACCGAAACGUUUUAGGGAUUUGGUUCAACGAUGCUGUGACCCGGAUCCAUUGAAGAGACCUACUGCUAAACAUUUGAAAUAUAUUUUCAAUCAUUGGUAUCAAUGUGCAAAUGGGAAUUUGAGACAUGACUCUAAGUGUAUGAAGAUCAUGAACGAAUUUUUAAGAGCUGAUGAUCAAGCUAGUAUAUUAUUUCAAGAAAAUAGGAUGUUUGAGCAAGAGAAAGAAAUGAAGGAAAAAACGUGGUUCACAAGUAGAUUGUUAAAUUUCAAGUUGAAUAAGGACUCUAUUAUUGAAAUGACUGCUUCAACAGAAAUUAUGUAG